AUGCUCCAGCUCUGCAAGGUGACCGCCUCGCUCCUCAUCAGCAAUGCCAAGGCAGCCUGUGACGAGGACCUGCUCGCCCGAGAGGGAGUCACCUUCUGCGUCAAUGUCACCAGGCAGCAGCCCUUCCCCGGCCUCCAGCAGGUGCGGGGCAUACGCGUACCUGUGUUCGAUGAUCCAGCUGAAGACCUGUAUCGGUAUUUUGAAGAGUGCAGUGAUGCUAUAGAAGAGGCUGUGAAGAGCGGCGAGAAGUGCUUAGUUUACUGUAAAAAUGGCCGCAGCCGAUCAGCUGCCAUUUGCACUGCUUAUCUGAUGAGACACCGAAAGAUCCCGCUCAAGGAUGCAUUUGAGACUGUGAAGACUGCCAGACCAGUAGCAGAACCUAAUGCAGGAUUUUGGGCUCAGCUGCAGAGAUACGAAGAAGAUUUGCAGAUGCCAAAGCAGUCUGACCUGCUGCGCAAGGGACUUAAAAAUAGGAAUGUGUGA
Messenger RNA from Cariama cristata (Red-legged seriema), 483 nucleotides. RefSeq names its product dual specificity phosphatase 28 (gene DUSP28). Gene Ontology annotation, molecular function: MAP kinase tyrosine/serine/threonine phosphatase activity. Gene Ontology annotation, cellular component: cytoplasm. Bases 1 to 483 code for a protein of 160 amino acids. Gene Ontology annotation, biological process: protein dephosphorylation. Lineage: Eukaryota; Metazoa; Chordata; Aves; Cariamiformes; Cariamidae. The transcript is spliced from 2 exons. The record is from RefSeq and is a predicted model, not a curated record.